CUGAGUUGCUAGGCAACUUGCUAAUCAGGAAGAAGUGAAAGAAUUUUGUACCCCGACACAUGGGAAAGACUGGAGUAGGGGAAAUGUAGUUCUUUCAAUGUGGAUGCCACAGUUUAACAUGAUUGGACACAGCAUUAUUUCUGGCAAAUGAAAAUAAUAGGCCCUGGUGGCAUUUCUAUGUUUGGAAUUGAAAAGGAUGAAGAGAGUAGCAGCUGCUAAAAAGCAGAAGAAUAUACCAAUUAGUUCAAGUAAACAAACUGGUAUAUCCACAUGGAUAGCAAAUGGCAGCAAAAGUACACAGGAACAUAAAGACCAUGAAACACCUUCCAAUGAAGAGACAGACUGCACCCAGGAUCCUCUUGAAGAAGCACUGGUCUUUUUGACAAAAAUUAAAGAUCGUACUUCUCUGAAAAAUGAAGCUUUGCAGAAACACUUAUUAAGUGUGGAAAAGAUUGCCCAAGAAAGAGGUUUGACGCCAGAAGAAAUUGAUGCCUUGCUGAAUAUAGCACUCAGUGGCAAGUUUGCUGAAGUGAUAAACACUCGACUGUUGAAGAACCUGAUUCCCAUUUCAACAAUAACAGAGGAUUCAAUUGUUUCAGCUGUUUCAUGGCUUUGUGUUGGCAAAUGUUCUCGCAAUACUCAAGUUCUCUUCUUAAAAUGGUUAAUUGCAAUGUAUGAUUUGAUUGAUCAUAAAGAAAAGGUUAAUGCACUCUAUGGGUUCUUCUUCAACUUCUUACAGGAUGAAAAAUUGUGCCCCUUCGUCUGCCAUGUGCUAUAUUUGCUGACCAAAAGAGAAAAUGUAAAACCUUUCCGUGUGCGACGACUCUUAGAUUUAAGAUCCAAGAUGGGAUCAGAAGCUCCGUUGCAGGCUCUUCUCUUAAUGUAUAAAAGCUUUGCUCCAAGCAUGGUGGCUUCAAAUGUGUUCCAAAGCACAAAGAUGCAAUUUAAGAACUCAGAAAACCAGUGGAAAACUGCAAUUGGUAACAUAAAGCAACGGAUUUAUGGCAUUUCACCUACAUCACAACCAGUUUUAGCAUUUCAGCCCCCCAAGAAAAAAUGGAAUUCAAAAUUGAUGAUACCUGAGAGUAACAGCAACUCUGAUUAUUUGGCUCAGAGUUCUACGGCCAAUUGUAUCGAUUUCAAUAGUCAUCCUGAAUUCUUCCCAGUACAGCAUCUUCAGACUUUCUCCCAGCUUUUGGAGAACAUCCAUUGUUUAGAACUUCCUUCCCAAAUAGGCUCAGUGUUGGGAAAUCACCUGUUGCUCCACUACGUUAAUUGUGUCACAGAUGAUGUCGUUUACCAGAGGAUGUAUUAUUGGCUUGGCCAAACCUUCAGAGAAGAAUGCCCUUGGACUAAGAUUGAAAACCAGAAAUAUGAACUGGAAUUCAAAGAAUUCUUGGACACCGUUUUGGAAGCUGAAUGCUUCUUACAGGAGGGCUUCUCGUCUUGUGAAGAAUUUUUGUACCGAAGUCUGCCCUUCUGGGAUGGUUGCUGCUGUAGGUCACAAGUCCUGCAGAUGAUCAGUUGGAUUCCCCUCAGCAGCUUCUCAGAAAUGAAACCUUAUCUCUGCAAGCCGUUGACACAGCUGUUUUUCACCUCAUCACUUUAUUUUAAGUGUAGUGUUCUUGAAAGCCUGAGGGAACUGCUACUGAACUGGCUGAAUUGGCACUUCUUGCAAGCAGAUAUGGCAGCUGAGUUAAAUGCAGGAGUCCUGAACACUUCUGUUUCAAGCCUGGUUAAUUCUAUAACAGAACUCAUCCAUUUUGUUGGCCGGCUUUCAACCAUUGCCCUGCACUUGGAGAACAACUCUGCUUUUUUAAUGCACUUUGUUCUGGAUUUCUAUGAAAUAGUAUGUGACAUGUUUCAGAAGUACCAGAUCCCUUUGCUUGUGAUCCCUCCUGCAGGAGUUUUCUAUCCAGCACUUCUCAGCAUGGAUUCUGUCACAGUGGACCAGCUAUGCCACAUUAUGUUUAGGUAUCGGACCAAUUUGAUAGCUGCAAAGAAAUACCUACAAUCCAAAAAGGCAUCGCUGCAGAUUAAGUUUAACAGACAGAUUUGCCAAGAAUACAAUCAAUAUAUAACAAGCAUGGUCGGAUGCCUGUGGACCUCAAACGUCUUCCAGAUGGACUCCCACCCUCAGGGGAUUUAUAUGGAGCCUGGAGUGCUGGAGAAGACCUCCGUGCAGGAAUACAGAAAGGCCUUGAACAUAGUGUACCAUCCGGCCUUUACAGGUUAUGCUAUACUCUUUAUGCAGCAGAUACAAUCAGAACACAAAAUCCCGGAUAUCAAGCUAAUUCAGGGGAAGAGAUGGGAUUGGUACUUGGAAUAUUUGUACUCCCAAGAAUUACAAGGGUUGAAAGUCUUCAUUGAAAGUAGCAUCAGUCGUGUAUUUCGACCGUCUCAAACAAAACCAGGCAACUACCAGUAAAUGGGUAUUGAAGAUUGACUCUUGUGAAUGGAUUUCUUCCCGCCUUCUCCUGUCGAAGGUAAUCUUGGAUUCUAAUGGACUCCUGUUUCUGGAGAGAGGGAUCCUUUCAGUGCAUCAGUACUGAUAUCCGUACAGAUUCUUCUUGGUAACAAUAAUGGCACACCUUCAGAUUUUUGCCCAGCUGGUCUUUGUGACAUUAAACCUUUCCUCUUUGGGUAAAGGGCUCUUUGGCCUUGAGAGUACAAGCUUACUCUCACGAAAGAAAUAGAGCAUGCCUAAUUCCUGUUGCUAACUUUUUGCUUUGUUUUGGAAUUAAGCAGUUCAUUAUUGGAAACAUUCAAGCAAAUUACAGCAGGAUUUUCCAGCCUUUGACCUUUUUUGGGCAGCUAAAUUAUCAUCUUUCACUGAUAAACCGCACAGCCCUCCCACUGGAUUGAACAAUAGGCUAAUGCAGGUUUUUCUUCUGACUUGUAGAUAAAUUGUAAAUAAUUGUAUAGAAUGUAUUUAUGCAUAAAAUGCUCUGUAAUAUAAAUUAAAUAGUGUUUUGGCUUUGGUUUGUUACAGUGAAACCUCAAUUGUAUGUAUUUUGGUUUUCUGAAUGUGGUUGGUGAAAUUCUGUUGCAGUUUGUGCAUAUGACAUCAU
This is a messenger RNA of Thamnophis sirtalis, 3071 nucleotides long. RefSeq names its product centromere protein I (gene CENPI). Gene Ontology annotation, biological process: mitotic sister chromatid segregation; CENP-A containing chromatin assembly. Gene Ontology annotation, cellular component: kinetochore; inner kinetochore. NCBI's taxonomy places the organism in Eukaryota, Metazoa, Chordata, Lepidosauria, Squamata, Natricidae. The record is from RefSeq and is a predicted model, not a curated record.